Geodia barretti is the source of this 379-nucleotide messenger RNA. The record is from the annotation of a GenBank genome assembly. NCBI's taxonomy places the organism in Eukaryota, Metazoa, Porifera, Demospongiae, Tetractinellida, Geodiidae.
GUUCGAUGCAAAGUCAUCAACCCAACGUCUGAUGGUGCGUUCAUUCUUCUGGAGAAUCUCUCCAACAGCAGCAGCUGUGUCGGUUUUCUUGAGACCAAAAAUAGUGGGAAGCCUUGUAUACAGAAGCAGCGCCACGUGCUGCAAAUCCUCCGGGGGAAGACUAUCAAGCCAAGCCUGAAGUGGUUCAUCGCCCAUGGCAGUGAUUUCAGAGAGCCUUCCUCGCUUGGUGGCUGCUGGUGCUUCCUCGCUGCUGCGUAAUGAACUUGAUGACGGUCCGCAUUCUGCUUCCUCACUUUCUUCGAUCCUCUCUUCCACUGUUUCUGACCCGCCGUCAUCCCUCCCCUCCUCCCUCCCUUGCACCCUGACUUCUAUUUUUCUU